This is a messenger RNA of Cucumis melo (muskmelon), 2344 nucleotides long. Its product is annotated as casein kinase 1-like protein 10. The coding region runs from base 619 to 2004 and encodes 461 amino acids. The transcript has 15 exons. Gene Ontology annotation, molecular function: ATP binding; protein serine/threonine kinase activity. Gene Ontology annotation, biological process: endocytosis; signal transduction; peptidyl-serine phosphorylation. Gene Ontology annotation, cellular component: cytoplasm; nucleus. NCBI's taxonomy places the organism in Eukaryota, Viridiplantae, Streptophyta, Magnoliopsida, Cucurbitales, Cucurbitaceae. The record is from RefSeq and is a predicted model, not a curated record.
AUAUCACCUCACCUCGUCUUUGUCUUCCCCUUCCCCUUCCCCUUCUCCUUCCCCCAAUCAUCCAACUUUUGUUUCUCAUCCAUUUUCCUUCAUUUUCUCGCUUCCUUUUCUUCACUCCGUCAAAAUCCACCAAAUAUUCUCCUCUAAUUCCCCCAACAAACUUCAUCUUUCUCCAAAAACUCAGAUCCGAAGAUCUCAAUCUCAGUAUAUUUUCUUAACCUUCUUUUCUCUUUUUUUCUUUUUCUUUUUCUUUUUUCCCAUCACAUUCCCCUUAUAAUAUUUUCCCAUUUCCAACCUCAUUCUUGUUCUUAUCAUUUUCCUCUCCACAUGGAAUGUGUGUUCUCACCUUUUUAUUACGGAUGGUGUUCGUCGUUUGUUCUGCGUGAUUUCUCGUUUUAAUGGAAUUUCCGAUCAUUUCCAUCAUCUGCCUGGAAGGUGUGGAUCAGAGAUUCAGAGGCAGUGUUUGAUGAUUUGAAUUAAGAAUCGACGCUGUACUUGGAUUGGGAAAGGAAUUGUCUGAAGAGGAAGCAUUUUUGUGGCAUUUUUUUUGUAUGGUGGACUAAAUUUUGAGUUGAUUGAUAUAUCAAGGGAGAGCUUGGUGGAUUAGUUAAUUAGGUCAUGGAGCAUAUUAUAGGUGGGAAGUUUAAGCUUGGAAGGAAGAUCGGUAGCGGAUCAUUUGGGGAACUUUAUUUGGGUACAAAUGUACAGACAGGAGAGGAAGUGGCUGUGAAGCUGGAAUCUGCAAAGACCAAGCACCCACAGCUUCACUAUGAGUCAAAACUAUACAUGCUUCUUCAAGGAGGAACCGGUAUCCCCCAUCUCAAAUGGUUUGGAGUUGAAGGUGAUUACAAUGUCAUGGUUAUUGAUCUCCUUGGGCCAAGCCUAGAAGAUUUGUUCAACUACUGCAAUCGGAAACUGUCCUUGAAGUCAGUUUUGAUGCUGGCAGAUCAGUUGAUAAACAGAGUUGAAUAUAUGCAUUCACGGGGUUUCCUUCAUCGUGACAUAAAGCCGGACAAUUUUCUAAUGGGUUUGGGGCGAAAGGCUAAUCAGGUGUACAUCAUUGACUAUGGUCUUGCGAAGAAGUAUAGAGAUCUUCAGACACACAAGCAUAUACCAUACAGAGAAAAUAAGAAUCUCACGGGAACUGCUCGCUAUGCAAGUGUCAAUACUCAUCUUGGAGUUGAGCAAAGCAGGAGGGACGAUUUAGAGUCACUGGGCUAUGUGCUGAUGUAUUUUCUUAGGGGAAGCCUUCCUUGGCAAGGACUGAAGGCAGGGACUAAAAAGCAAAAAUAUGAUAAGAUCAGUGAAAAGAAGAUGCUUACUCCAGUAGAGGUCCUCUGCAAGUCAUAUCCAUCAGAAUUUACAUCCUACUUUCACUAUUGUCGGUCACUGAGGUUUGAAGAUAAACCUGAUUAUUCAUAUCUGAAGAGAUUAUUCCGAGACCUUUUCAUCCGUGAAGGAUAUCAAUUUGACUAUGUAUUUGACUGGACUAUACUCAAAUAUCCACAGAUUGGCUCCAGUUCAAAACCACGACCUAGUGGAAAACCAGGUCACGCCCCAGGACCAUCCGCUGAAAGAGGGGAAAAGCAUCCAGUGGGACAAGAUAUCCGAGAUAGAUACUCUGGUGGAGCAGAGGCAUUCGGAAGAAGGAACGCCAGUGGGCAUUUGCAUGGUGAUCAUUCCAGACACAGAUCUGAUGAUGUACCAUCUUCCAAGGAUGUGCAACCUGAUUCAGAAAGGGGCCGCAGUAGUUAUAGGAAUGGAAGCAUUUCAAAGAGGCCUGUUCUAUCAAGCAGUCGACCAAGCUCCUCUGGGGAGCCAAGUGAAAUCCGAUCAAGUCGUCUGGUGUCAGCCAGUAGUCGUCUAUCUGCAGGCCAAAGGGUUCAACCUGGUUUUGAGUCCAAAACGACAACUUUUACCCGUUCUUCAACUACAAAAGGUGGUCGUGAUGAUACACUCCGGAGCUUUGAGCUGUUGUCUAUUGGAACUGGCAAGAGGAAAUGAAAAAAAGGAUACAGAUCAAUGUGGGUAAGUAGUGACUGUGUGAAUGGUCAACAAAACACCCUAUGUAUCUUCUGUAAAAUGCCCCAGCUCUAUGGUAUUUUAUAUCAAUUGAACAUGUAUAUGUGUAUCUCGAUCAUUAGUUGGCUCAGUUCGUCCACACUAUAAAAUUUAAUGAAAUCUCCAAAAAACAUUGGUUGGAAGCGAAAGCGAAACCUCCAUGGAUUUUCUUGGUUACAAUGGUGCUUCUUUCGUUCUAGGAAUUUGUUAAUACAUUUGAGACAGUUGUAAUAUACCUUCCAGGUAAAAUCUUUCAGGUGAAGGGACCCUGCUGAAACUCAAA